UCAAUUCACAAUUAUUCCAAAAUAUUCGAUUUUUUCAAAAAUGUUUAAUUAUUUUAUUUUUUAAUUAUCUGUUUAUUUUUAAAUUCUAUCAUUUAAUGUAAUUUAAGAUCGAUAAUUCCUUAUUACUUAUCGAUUAGUUUUGUUAUAUUAUAUGAACUCUAGUUACAUCACUCAACAAAAUUUAACGACUUAAUGUUUUUUGUUGUUUUUUUUAUAUCAAAAUAAUAAAAUUCUGAAUUUUUGACUUCAUUAUGUCGGAUAAUAUGGAAGAUAGUCCAAGAGAUGCUGGAAAUAUGUGUCUUGAACUAGCACUAGAAGGUGAGAGAUUGUGUAAAGCAGGUGAUUGUCGUUCAGGAGUAGCAUUUUUUCAAGCUGCUGUUCAAGCAGGGACAAAUGAUUUGCGGACAUUGAGUGCUAUUUACAGCCAAUUAGGAAAUGCAUAUUUUUAUUUAGCAGAUUAUCCUAAAGCUUUACACUUUCAUAAACUUGAUUUAGCUUUAGCAAGAACACUUGGUGAUAAACCAGGUGAAGCAAAGUCUAGUGGAAAUCUUGGUAAUACAUUAAAAGUAAUGGGAAAUUUUGAUGAAGCUAUGAUAUGUUGUAAACGACAUCUUGAAAUUGCUAGAGAGUUAGAAGACAAAUUAAGCGAAGGAAGAGCUUUAUAUAAUUUGGGAAAUGUUUAUCACGCUAAAGGUAAACAUAUUGGUAGAGUUGGACAACAAGAUCCAGGAGAAUUUCCUGAAGAAGUGAAAGUUUGUAUUGAACAAGCAGUUAAAUAUUACGAGGAAAAUUUAAAACUGAUGAAAGAACUUAAUGAUCGUGCAGCUGUUGGCCGAGCAUGUGGUAAUCUAGGUAACACUUAUUACCUUUUAGGUAACUUCAAAGAAGCUAUACAAUAUCACGAAGAAAGAUUAAAAAUUGCACGAGAAUUUGGAGAUAAAUCAGCUGAAAGAAGAGCAAACAGUAAUUUAGGUAAUUCACAUGUUUUUCUUGGUGAAUUUGAAGAAGCUGCUGACCAUUACAAGAGAACUUUAGUUCUAGCUCAAGAGCUAGAAGACCGAGCAGUUGAAGCUCAAGCAUGUUACAGUCUUGGAAAUACUUAUACAUUGUUGAGAGAUUAUAACACAGCAGUAGAUUAUCAUUUAAGACAUCUAGAUAUAGCUCAAAAAUUACAUGAUCGAAUUGGAGAGGGAAGAGCUUGUUGGAGCUUGGGAAAUGUUAAUUUGGCCCUUGGCAAUCAUGAAAAAGCCUUAUACUUUGCUUCUAAGCAUUUAGAAAUAUCCAAAGAAAUUGGUGAUACAGUCGGUCAAGCAACAGCUCAAAUAAAUAUUGUUGAUAUUAAAAAAUCUUUGGGUUUGUCCAAUGGUCAACUUUCACCAGAAAGUAAAGAAUUAUUAGAAGCUAUUUCCAAUACCCAACCAUCACCUCAAUUAAGGCGUUAUCGGGUGAGACGUCAAAGCAUGGAACAAUUAGAUUUGCUUAAGUUAACUCCUGAUGGCAAAGGAAAAAUGAAUAAUUUGAAUGAUGAUCUACAUCAGGCCACAUUAUCAACAACUAAAAAGAAUGAUAAAUCUGAAGAUGAUCCAUUUUUUGAUUUGUUAUCACGAUUUCAAUCUGGACGAAUGGAUGAUCAACGUUGUACUCUAGGAUCUUCAAGAAAUUUGGAAGACAAGGAAAAUCAAAGCUCUAACAAGCAAUCUACUAAUUUAGGAAUACACAUUGAUAGUCAAGAUGAUUUGUUAGAUAUGAUAGCUGGUAUGCAAAGUAAGCGUAUGGAUGAACAGAGAGUAGAGUUGGAACAACUUCCCGGCAUUGCUAAACCAGAAAAUGAACAGCAGCCAGAUGAUAACUUCUUAGAAUUAUUAAUGCGAUGUCAAGGAGAAAGGUUAGAAGAUCAACGUAGUGAACUCCCUGUUAAUAACAUAAGUAGUGAUGGAGAAUCUCAGCGCACACCUAACCGUGGUCCAACAGUACCAGAUGAAGAUUUUUUUACUCUUAUCAUGCGUUUACAAUCUGGAAGAAUGGAAGAUCAAAGAGCCAAUAUAACAAUUUCUAAAAAAAGCUCUGAUUAGUUGUUCUGUAUAUUUAUUUUUUAAAUAAGUAUUUUUUUUUUACUAGAUUUUCAACUUCAUUAGCAGUUUUAUAAAAAUAAUGAUUUAUUUAAAUAUUUUACUUAAGUAUGAUUUUAUACUUAAAACUACAGCAUUGGUGUUAUUUCCUAUGUAGUUAACAUCCUAUACUAUAUAAAUUAUUUUUUAGAUUGAUCAUUUAUCUAGUGGUUAAG
Molecule: messenger RNA, 2284 nt
Organism: Daktulosphaira vitifoliae (grape phylloxera)
Lineage: Eukaryota; Metazoa; Arthropoda; Insecta; Hemiptera; Phylloxeridae
Gene: pins
Product: G-protein-signaling modulator 2
Exons: 12
Coding region: 252-2072 (606 amino acids)
Molecular function (GO): protein binding; GTPase regulator activity
Source: RefSeq, a predicted model, not a curated record